Messenger RNA from Pezoporus flaviventris, 1714 nucleotides. RefSeq names its product 3-oxoacid CoA-transferase 1 (gene OXCT1). Gene Ontology annotation, biological process: ketone body catabolic process. Bases 63 to 1622 code for a protein of 519 amino acids. Gene Ontology annotation, molecular function: succinyl-CoA:3-oxo-acid CoA-transferase activity. Gene Ontology annotation, cellular component: mitochondrion. The record is from RefSeq and is a predicted model, not a curated record. The transcript is spliced from 17 exons. Lineage: Eukaryota; Metazoa; Chordata; Aves; Psittaciformes; Psittacidae.
GCCUGCCAACCCUCCCCCCCCCCCCAUCCGCUCCCCUUCGCCGAGAUCCCAGCAGCGCGAAGAUGGCGGCGUACAAAUUCCUCCUGCCGCCACUCAGCCGCCGCAUCCUUCUUCCCUCCGCCCGGGCGCGAGGCGCCGCGGUUGAGAGUUUUGGAUACUGUUUUUCCACUAGCUGUCAUCACAACACCAAAUUUUAUACUGAUCCUGUUGAAGCUGUAAAAGAUAUACCCAACGGAGCAACUAUACUUGUUGGUGGUUUUGGAUUGUGUGGGAUUCCUGAAAACCUCAUUGGGGGUUUACUGAAGACUGGUGUGAAGGGAAUAACAGCAGUCAGUAAUAAUGCAGGCGUUGACAAUUUUGGACUUGGUCUUCUGCUUCAGACUAAGCAGAUAAAACGCAUGGUGUCAUCGUAUGUCGGAGAGAAUGCUGAAUUUGAACGCCAGUAUUUAUCUGGUGAGCUUGAAGUUGAACUUACACCUCAGGGUACGCUUGCUGAACGUAUUAGAGCAGGAGGAGCAGGAAUCCCAGCAUUUUACACUAGUACUGGCUAUGGGACGCUGGUACAGGAAGGGGGUGCACCUAUCAAAUAUAACACAGAUGGCACCAUUGCUAUUGCCAGCCAGCCAAGAGAGGUGCGAGAGUUUGAUGGGCGUCACUAUAUUCUGGAGAAGUCAAUUACAGGAGAUUUUGCUCUCGUGAAGGCAUGGAAAGCUGAUCGUGCAGGAAACAUAAUUUUCAGGAAAACUGCAAGAAACUUCAACCAACCUAUGUGCAAAGCUGCCAAGACAACUGUGGUAGAGGUAGAAGAAAUUGUUGAUAUAGGAGCAUUUGCCCCAGAAGACAUUCAUGUUCCCAAAAUCUAUGUUGAUCGUCUGAUACAAGGAGAGAAGUUUGAGAAGAGAAUUGAACGCUUAUCAAUUCGAAAGCCUGAAGACUCAAAGGCCAAACAAAAACAAGGAGACAAUGUGAGGGAGAGAAUCAUCAGACGGGCUGCUUUAGAGUUUGAGGAUGGCAUGUAUGCUAAUCUGGGUAUUGGAAUCCCACUGUUGGCCAGUAACUUCAUCAGUCCAGACAUAACUGUUCACUUACAGAGUGAAAAUGGAGUCCUAGGCUUGGGUCCUUAUCCGCUUGAAAAUGAAGUAGAUCCAGACCUGAUUAAUGCAGGUAAGGAGACAGUCACUGUUCUUCCAGGUUCUUCCUAUUUCUCUAGUGAUGAAUCAUUUGCAAUGAUAAGAGGAGGCCAUGUUGAUUUGACAAUGCUUGGAGCUAUGCAAGUGUCUAAGUAUGGUGACCUGGCCAACUGGAUGAUUCCUGGUAAGAUGGUGAAAGGAAUGGGAGGUGCCAUGGACCUGGUAUCCAGUGCACAAACCAAAGUGGUUGUCACCAUGGAGCACUCAGCCAAGGGUAAUGUCCAUAAAAUCUUGGAAAAGUGCAAUUUACCACUUACUGGGAAACAAUGUGUAAACCGCAUCAUUACAGAGAAGGCUGUGUUUGAUGUGGACAAGAAGAAGGGAUUGACCCUUGUGGAAAUCUGGGAAGGUCUGACAGUGGAUGAUAUCAAGAAAAGCACUGGCUGUGACUUCACAGUUUCACCAAAACUAACACCAAUGAGGCAGAUUUAAACGUGAAAUACGGACUGGGCUUAACUUGCCAGAAAGCUUGUUUCCAAACGGGAGCUCAGUGAAGAGAAAUUGAUGUCUGGUUUGCAAUUUUA